Molecule: messenger RNA, 1980 nt
Organism: Calypte anna (Anna's hummingbird)
Lineage: Eukaryota; Metazoa; Chordata; Aves; Apodiformes; Trochilidae
Gene: TMEM144
Product: transmembrane protein 144
Exons: 12
Coding region: 365-1438 (357 amino acids)
Biological process (GO): carbohydrate transmembrane transport
Cellular component (GO): membrane
Molecular function (GO): carbohydrate transmembrane transporter activity
Source: RefSeq, a predicted model, not a curated record
UGUCCAGCGGAAGCGCGGCUCUGUCAUUACCUCUCAGGGCGAGCAGCCGGGCUGCCCGCCCGGACACCGCUCGCUGUCUGCAGCGGCGGCCCUGGCCCAGGGCCGGGCCUGCCCCGUCUACCCGCCGCCUCCUCCCUGCUCUGGGGCCUCCCUUGCGGAAGCCCGGGCGUGUCCGGGCGGCGACAGCGGAAGGAACAUCGGUCCGUGUCCCUCUGUCCUUGGUGCGAGGGAGCACUUGCUGAGAAUACUGCCCCGGGCACGGCUUUUUCAUCUCAAGCAAGCGAAGAAACGGUUGUGUGGCAGCGGAAUCUGUCAGGACCAGUAUCAAAACAACUCCACAAGAAGAGACACCAUCAGAACAAACAUGAACACUGGGAAAGCUUACAGUACCUUUAACAGCAGCAAUGGAACAGAUCUAGCUAUUGGCUUUACCUCUUCCACAGUAGCUGUUCUUUUAUUCGGGACAAACUUGGUGCCCGUUAAGAAAUUUGAUACUGGCGAUGGCAUGUUCUUCCAGUGGGUCCUCUGUGCCUCUGUAUGGAUAGUUUCUUUGGUGGUCAAUUUAAUCCAGAAUUGUCCCCGGUUUUGGCCUCUGGCCAUGGUUGGGGGUUUCGUGUGGGCAACAGGCAAUAUUACAGUUGUCCCUAUUGUUAAAACUAUUGGCUUGGCUCUUGGUCUUUUGAUAUGGGCUUCUUUUAAUUUGCUAAUGGGGUGGGCAAGUUCAAGGUUUGGUUGGUUUGGACUUGACCCAGAAGAGGUAUCAAGACCAACCUUAAAUUCAGUUGGAGCUGGACUUUCAGUACUAAGUGCUGUCAUAUUUCUUUUUAUAAAAACCGAAGUUCAGAGUUCUCCAGCUUCAUUAGAAAGCACACCUUUACUAAGAGAAACUUCUAUUAAUGUUUCUGAAGAUAUUGCUGAUGACUUAUGGGUGAACAGACUUUCUCCAGGAAAAAAGAGACUCAUAGGAUGUAGCCUGGCUGUAGUAGCUGGAAUACUAUAUGGUUCCAGUUUUGUACCAGUACUCUAUAUCAAGGACCAUGGAAGAAGAAAUGAAACUAUAUAUGCAGGAGCAAGUCAAUUUGAUUUAGAUUAUGUUUUUGCACACUUCAGUGGAAUAUUUCUUACAAGUACUAUCUACUUUUUGAUCUACUGUGCAGUCCGGAAAAAUAAACCUAGUGUUUAUCCCCAAGCCAUAUUGCCAGGAUUUGUUUCUGGUGUGCUUUGGGCAAUAGCCAAUUGCUGCUGGUUCAUGGCCAAUCAUUAUCUCAGUGCUGUGGUCAGCUUUCCAAUAAUUACUACAGGUCCUGGCCUGAUUGCUGCAUUGUGGGGAGUCCUUGUAUUUAAAGAAAUAAAGGGACUGAAAAACUACUUACUACUCUCACUAGCGUUUUGCGUCAUUAUUGCUGGAUCACUCUCCACGGCUUUUUCUAAAGUUUGAAAGGAUCUUCUCGACCAGUAGAUGGUGCUACGGUUCAAUACAGUCAGAAAUACAGUAUAGGUAUAUCACAGUAUGUAAUAAUUUUGAAAACAUAUGUCCAACAUUUACCCCAACUUGCUUCAGGCAGGUGAAAAUGAAAACCUUUGCUAAAUGUUCCCAUUUGUCAUGGAAAAAAAUCUGGAAAUUUUUGUUUCUGCCUUUAUUGGAACAAUAGGAAUGUAAAAGGAUUUUAUUAAAUAAAGCUGAAUAAUUUUAUAGUUACUCAUUAUUUCUUUCUGAUACUAAACUUCAUGUCAUCAUAAAUUGGAAUUCACUGUUCUGACGGUGGAUAAAGGGAUUUUAAUUCUUAUUCUGUAAUGCUGUAUGCGUUUGCAAGCUGAUUUGUUUUAUUAACAUUGUUUUACUGACUUGAACAUUAAAUGUCUCUUGGAAUAUUCUAUAUGGAACUGAUACAUAUAAAUACGUGAAGCAUUUUUUAUUUAGAAGCAUUAUACUUCAAAGUCAUCUGUUUACAUAAAAAUAUUAGCUUCCAAACAAUUCAG